Molecule: messenger RNA, 1689 nt
Organism: Pollicipes pollicipes
Lineage: Eukaryota; Metazoa; Arthropoda; Thecostraca; Pollicipedomorpha; Pollicipedidae
Product: ribosomal L1 domain-containing protein 1
Exons: 8
Coding region: 9-1568 (519 amino acids)
Molecular function (GO): RNA binding
Source: RefSeq, a predicted model, not a curated record
UGUAGCCAAUGCGUUUUGGCACAGACGCGUUCCAAGUUCUUGCUAGCGGGUCCAUCUGUUUCGCAGCUUUUUGGGGUUGUGGUUGUGGGGACUGGGAGCUCCCUUAUCAUAAAUAUAUCACAAACAGUGUGAUGCCUGCUCCGCUUUCAGCAUCAAACAUGGAGGGUCAGGUAAGGGCAGGUAUCAAGGCCCUGAUGCUCUGCAAAAAGAAAAUGAAAAAGGAGACACUUCUGGACCAUGAUGAUAUGAAGGUCAUGCUUCAAAUAGCUGCUGUCAAGGUAGCUCCUGGAGGUAUCAAGCAAACAAUUAAAAUACCGCUGCCGGCGCCGUUCGCCGAGGCGGCCGACGCGUGCCUGUUCGUGAAGGACCUGAAGCGUGGCAUCCGCGUCGACCAUGAGAAGUCGCUGCGCCACUGGCGCGCCGUGCUGGAGGAGGCGGGCGUCACCCGCGUCUCAGAGGUGAUGCCGCUGCGGCAGCUGAAGGCCGAGUACUCAAUGUAUGAGGCGAAGCGGAAGCUGUGCAACUCGUACGACAUCUUCCUCACCGACGUCUGCAUCGCUCACCUGUUGCCCACGCUGCUCGGCAAACACUUCAUCAUGAAGAAAAAGCAGCCAGUGACGGUGAAGAUGGACGCCAAGAACCUGGCCGAUGAGAUCGACCAGGCCCUGAACUCCACCUACCUGCACCUGUACAACAGCGGCGACUCCAGCGCCGUGCAGGUGGGCCGCUGCGGCCAGACGGAGGAGCAGCUCUUCCAGAACGUGAUGGCCGCGGUGGAGACGCUGAAACAGAAGUUCCCCGGCGGCCUGAAGAACGUCCGCUGCCUGCACCUCAAGCUGGACAAGUCGGUGGCCCUGCCCAUCUUCGUCAGCACUGUGUCGGCGAACGCGGUCCCGGUGCCGGCGGCGCGCCGUCAGCCGGGUAGCGGCCGGAGCCCGGUGGUCGGCGAGCUGAGCACCGUCCGCGCUCAGUCUGACGUCAUCGUCAACCGCUUCGGCGACGUCGAGGUGGUCCAGAGGCGGCCUCUCAGCGACGAUGAGGAGCUGACAGACGAGGAGGAGGAAAACUCCACCGGCCGCCGCAGCCGCAAGCGAGCUAAGAAACAGCCACCGCCGGCCAAGAAGUCCCCGGCGCCGGCGGAGGCGGUGGCGCCGGCGGCCGAGCCUGACUCGUCGGACGAGGAGGAUCUGGAGCUGGCGGCGCGGGAGCGACAGUUCCUCGAUCAACUGGCCUCCGAGAAGGCGGGCGCCGCGCCCGGCCCGGCCGCGCUCCAGGGCGAGGCCGGCGGGAGGCCUGGCGGUGGUCAGAAGAGCCGCGCCGGCCACGCCAAGAAGGCGUCAGGCGUUAUGGCAAAGCAGGGCCAGGUGACCGCCGACGCAAGGCGCGGGUUGCGCGAGAAAGGUGCGCGUGCACAGAAGACCGGUCCGGUCACAGCGAGAGCCCAGCGCGGCGGACAUGCGAAGAAAGGAAAGUCUUUGACGCCAGUCAAGAACGAGAAAGUCUCUCCUGCCAAAAUGUAUUCAAAGAAAAAGAUCAAGGGCAUAGGAAAGAUGAAAAAAGUAAAGUGACGUUGGAAAUGGUGUAAAGGAAAUGACCGCAAGCAGGCCUAAGCGCCCUGCGAGAAGCUGUACAGAGGACGUGUUGGGGCCGGCUUUUUUUGGUGACAAUACACAUCUCAUCGCCAGAGAA